Molecule: messenger RNA, 1953 nt
Organism: Sander lucioperca (pikeperch)
Lineage: Eukaryota; Metazoa; Chordata; Actinopteri; Perciformes; Percidae
Gene: pax9
Product: paired box 9
Exons: 4
Coding region: 201-1217 (338 amino acids)
Biological process (GO): anatomical structure development; regulation of transcription by RNA polymerase II
Molecular function (GO): RNA polymerase II cis-regulatory region sequence-specific DNA binding; DNA-binding transcription factor activity, RNA polymerase II-specific
Source: RefSeq, a predicted model, not a curated record
CUCAUUUCAACAGAUUGAAAUGUAAGCCUGUCUCCAGCGCCGUCAGGAAACAGAUCGAGAAUUUUGUCCCUGUUGUUCCUUAUCGCGCAAGAAAAUUUUCUUGGACGCGGUUUAGGACAGUGGACACGCUGGACGCGGAGCAGGAUCCACGCAGGAGGCACAAACCGGACACCGUGUUCUUCGUUUGCGGCUUUAACACGAUGGAGCCAGCCUUCGGUGAGGUGAACCAACUCGGCGGUGUUUUCGUGAACGGCAGGCCGCUCCCCAACGCGAUCCGGCUCAGGAUAGUGGAGCUGGCCCAGCUCGGUAUUCGACCGUGUGACAUCAGCAGGCAGCUGCGCGUCUCCCACGGCUGCGUCAGCAAGAUCCUGGCCCGCUACAACGAGACCGGCUCCAUCCUCCCAGGGGCCAUCGGAGGCAGCAAGCCGCGGGUCACCACACCCACCGUGGUCAAGCACAUACGGACAUACAAGCAGAGAGACCCGGGGAUUUUUGCCUGGGAGAUCCGGGAUAGGCUACUCGCCGAUGGGGUUUGCGACAAGUUCAAUCUGCCCUCCGUCAGCUCCAUCAGUCGGAUCCUCCGCAACAAGAUCGGGAAUCUGUCUCAGCAGAGCCAGUAUGAGUCGGGCAAGCAGGCGCCUCACCCACCGCCACAACCAACGAUACCCUACAACCACUUAUACUCAUACCCGACAUCCAAAGUGCCCACUCCCCCUGGCAUGCCCACCCUUCCCGGACACAUGGCCAUGCACAGGAUAUGGCCUUCCUCGCACUCUGUGACAGAUAUUCUGGGGAUACGGUCUAUUACAGAGCAACAAAUUAGUGACAGUCCAUCCUUUUCCAGCGCCAAACUAGAAGAAUGGAGCGCUAUAAACAGGACUAAUUUCCCACCAGCAAUCGCUCCACUAGUCAAUGGCAUGGAUAAACCGCAUUUAGAACCUGAGGCAAAAUACACACAGACGCCGAAUGGAUUGCCCACAGUGAACAGCUAUGUCACAGCACCCAGCAUCCCUCCCUACCACCCUCACACCACCCAAGUGUCACCCUACAUGGGGUACAGCGCCACCACGUCGGCCUAUGUGACCGGUCCCACAUGGCAGCCGGCCAGUGGCAGUGCUCUAUCUCCCCACAACUGUGACAUCACCACCCCUCUGGCCUUCAAGAGCAUGACAGCCAACCGUGACGCCAUCCACCCAGUCACUGCCUCGGCGCUGUGAAGUCAGACUGAUGGGAGAGAGAGUGGGGGAGUGAGGGAGGGCGAGGACAUGAGACACCAAGUCGGUCCCCCCUGGCUUCAUUUCAUUCCCACUGCCUCCUUUCCAUGAAGGACUCGGCCCCCGGACCCAUAUUUCUGCCCCUCCUCCUCUGCUACACACAGUCCGACCAAAGACAAACAAGGAAUAAACAGUCAUUUUUUUUCACUACAAACUUUGUUGUCUGAAAGAACUUGCAGGACAGACAGGUGUACUGAAGGACUGAUGUAUGACUGCUCCUCCAUCCAUCAACACAAUUCCUCUCAGAUUUUUUUACUGCACACUUCUGCAAAUGUCUUUGGGCAAAAUGGGGUAAUGUAUAACUUCAUGAGUAAGCAAUCAAAGAAGGGAAAACUUUGCAUUAGUUUUUCAGGGUGCUUAAUAAUUGCUAUUGGUUUUUUAAAAUGUUUGUAUGCUUUUUUUGUGUUAUGUUUUGAUAAAAGUAACUGUCUUAUGGAGCAUUGUUUUCCCACUUCUCUUAAAAUGUAGCCUAUGCAAGAGCUCCAGCGAGAAGUUUAUUUAUUAGAUUAAAGUACGUUGAAUGAAGUGCAAUUCGCCUUACAGACAGCAUGGGAAUCUCCACGCACGUUUAGACAAAAUUGGCAUUGGUCUUAUGUUGGAGUCUAGAGCAUUAACAAUUGACAAAUGUUGCACAAUGAAAUUGAAUGUAUCUUAUUAAAUUGUUUGGCUGUUAUUGGUC